Molecule: messenger RNA, 459 nt
Organism: Neltuma alba
Lineage: Eukaryota; Viridiplantae; Streptophyta; Magnoliopsida; Fabales; Fabaceae
Product: peroxisomal and mitochondrial division factor 1-like
Exons: 2
Coding region: 1-459 (152 amino acids)
Source: RefSeq, a predicted model, not a curated record
AUGGUGUUGGAUUUAGAACGUGAAGUAGAAGGGUUAAAGAAAGCAAAAUUAGAAAUCGACAAGAAGGCGAAGGACUUAGAGAGGAAAAUUGGGGUUCUUGAGAUGAAGGAAACUGAGGAAAAGGCAAGAAAAUUAGGGGUUGUCCCAGAGAAGGGAUCUAUAUUGGAAGAAAAGCUAAAUCUGGGGGAGGCACUGAGAGAAUCAGAGGAGAAAACAAGAAGCAUGGAAUCAAAUAUUUUGAAACUGCAGAAGAAAGUUAAGGAAGCAAAAAACAUUGUCAAAUCUUUCACGGAGAAAGCUAAUGAGGCAGUCAAUGAAGCUGUGAAUGAAAUGGAUAAUGAAGCAAAGGCAAAGGGGUUGAAUGGGUUGAAGCCGCAGUGGCCUGUGGUUGCAGCAUCUACUGGAGCUAUUGCUGCAGCAGCUGUUGUUAUCUUUGUCUGCUAUGGAAAACGUACGUGA